UUAACCACACCAAACCGCGGAACAGCAACUGUGCAGAAAUGCUGAAAUGCUUUGAGAGUUCUCCGGUGGUUGUGGCUGUCGGCGUUUCCCUCCUAGUCCUCUUGCUGCUCUGUGGGAUUGGAUGUGCUUGGCACUGGAAUCGCCGGGAAAGGACACAGUUUACCCUACCAAAGUUUAUGCAAAGGAGAAGCAGCAGGCAGAAAGACUUCACAAAAACCGGCUUGAGUCCCUAUGUGAUGAGCCCAAGCAUGAAAGCCACAGUAGAAAGCAAAGGCCACAAAUCUACUGCCAAGAAAAACAAGAUGCAUGGCAACUAUGAAAAUGUGGAAGUGUGCCCUCCCUGCACUGAAGAGACAACUGAGAAGGCUCUGUAUGAAAACACGCAGCCUUCUAAUCUCGAGGAGCACGUCUACGGGAACCAAACGGACCCCCUCUAUUAUAACUUCCAGAAACCUAGCCCUCCUCCGCCUCAAGAUGAAGAUAUAUACAUCCUUCCAGAUUGCGACUAG
Messenger RNA from Mus caroli (Ryukyu mouse), 509 nucleotides. RefSeq names its product GRB2 binding adaptor protein, transmembrane (gene Gapt). Gene Ontology annotation, cellular component: membrane. NCBI's taxonomy places the organism in Eukaryota, Metazoa, Chordata, Mammalia, Rodentia, Muridae. The record is from RefSeq and is a predicted model, not a curated record. Gene Ontology annotation, biological process: B cell homeostasis; B cell proliferation involved in immune response; immunoglobulin production involved in immunoglobulin-mediated immune response.